Molecule: messenger RNA, 511 nt
Organism: Topomyia yanbarensis
Lineage: Eukaryota; Metazoa; Arthropoda; Insecta; Diptera; Culicidae
Exons: 1
Coding region: 41-382 (113 amino acids)
Source: RefSeq, a predicted model, not a curated record
UUGACCACAAUUCGGAAACGUUGGAUACCUCUCGUUCAAAAUGCAGAAAUCUGUCAUCGCUAGUGUCGUCGUUGCGGUUGCCCUGUUCGGAGUAAUCCACGCGUCCGAUUUGAUUCUGGGAACCAUCAAUUCUGGUGACAGAGUGCUACAUUCCCAAGGGUAUAUGGCUCCUGGUGCAGUAAAUCAAACCGUGAGUCGUCUUAUUGCCUACAACGGCACCGCGAACAUAACGGCAAUUCGAGCGUACGAUCGAUCGGUGAAUAGGACUGGCAUCGCAACCUUACAAAGCGGAGGACUCGGUCAAAGGAAUGCAACCAUCUUUGUGGCUGGAUACCGGCACGGAAUAGGAUACGACUAUCUGGUGGAGAUCUACGGGCGAUAGGCAGUGAUGUUUUGGUUUCAAUUAAAGUGACACUGCUAUCUUUGGGGAACAAUCGAUAUCGUUAUGAAUUAUGUAAUGAUAUACAGAAGGCGGUGAUAAAAAUUUGAGAUAAAAACAUGAUAGUAACAA